Protopolystoma xenopodis is the source of this 327-nucleotide messenger RNA. Lineage: Eukaryota; Metazoa; Platyhelminthes; Monogenea; Polystomatidea; Polystomatidae. The record is from the annotation of a GenBank genome assembly.
GUAGCUACAGAGAAUCUUCGUCUCCCAAUUCCACCUGAUAUCGAUCCUCGCAUGGCUCGUCUUAUUGAGCUUUGUCUCAAAGAGGAUCCUGGAAAGCGACCUAGAUUUGAUUUACAGAUCCUUCAAAUUCUGGAUAAGAUGCGCGAAAAGGCUGCAGCUUUAGCCAUAAAUCUGGUGGGUACUGUUGGGUCUGGAGGUCUCUCAGCAGCUAAUUCCACACUUAUGUCCAGGCUACCUACAUAUCUGCAGUCGGGACCAGGCCAUGAUUCUUCUCAGGGACUCGUAUCGCCUAUUCCUCCAGGCCCAGUUGGUAUAACCCUUCAAUAA